GCUUUUUCCUGGAUGCAUCCAAUGUUUGGAGUUUUUUCAUAUAUACCGCCUAUGGACGUGGAUCUUCAUACGCGCGUAUCUUGUAUCUUCAACAAGUGAUCGCGGAUUGUAACGCACAUCUCAGAUACAUUCAGUUCAUAAUUCAGUGCGAGAGUGAUACCAGUUGCGGAUGGUCUUCUCUAGUGUUUCGAUGCGUACUAGAUAAAUUUGAGGUAUUUGUUUUGAGUACGCUGAAACCGGUCGUAAAUAUCGCAAAAAGUUUCCCUUCUUUGGGUUCAACAGGUUGUCGGGGUUUUCGGUGUUGGAAGCUAAUUGACAAUAGUGUAGAAAGCGGAGUUUUGGUAUGACCCGGUGAUACUAUACCAUUUCCGUUUCGUGAUUAAAGGUAUUCGUGAAUCAAGUGCAACAGGCAUGGAUUAGAAGUGGAACAAAUUCUGAAAAAUCCAACUAAUUUAUUUUCCCACUGUUUCCUGUGCAAAAUAAGUGCUAGUGAAAGGUUCAUAAUAAAGUGUUGAUUGAAUUGAUUGUAUCUGGAGCCGACUCCGAAAUUGAAGAGCAAUCGAAAGCAUUCCCAAAUUAUGGUUUGAAGACGUGCAGUGAUUAUAUAAAACCACCUUAUCAAGUGAUAAAUUAUAUACCACUCUCGCGGUAAGUGAAAUUUCAAACUCAAGUGGAUAGGGUCGGUACUCCUCCGAAAUUUUCAGCAAUCCGCAUUCGGAAUACCAUUCAUUGUUAGAGAUACUUUUGAAGACCAUUGUGCCGAAAAAAACCCCGAGGAAUUACAAUCGCCUAUUGUUCCCGUAUGAAUGAAUGGCCAACGGCUGGGAAAAAAACUUUGUAUCUUUGAAGUAAUGUCGUCAAUUAAAACGUGCGUGUAAUCAAAUAACCGACAAUUAUUCACGGAAAUGUCGGUACACAUUGAAUCAACACUGAUACGAAACAAUCUAUUGGAUUAUGGCGAAAGAAUGGGAACACUGAAAACUGCAUUUUUAUCGCCUGUUGAACCGUCUUCGAAGGGGUUACUCAACGCACCUGGACAAAAUAAUUGUUUCCUAAAUUGUGCCGUGCAGGUAUUAUGGCACCUGGACGCUUUUCGAAGAUCUUUUCGACAACUGAGCAACCAUGUUUGCAGCGGACAAGACUGUAUCUUUUGUGCACUGAAGGAACUAUUUCAGCAGCUCCAAACCAGUUCAGAGCCAGCAUUAUGUCCUGAACCAUUGCGGCGAGCGUUAGCUAGCGGUCCGUUAGCUGGUCGACGAUUUCCUCUUGGGUGCCUAGGUGACGCUGCAGAAUGCUUUGAACUUCUUCUGCACAGGGUCCAUUCGCAUCUUUCAUCAGACGAUGGAGAUUCCUGUGAGACAGCAACGUGUGUUGCUCAUCGACGUUUCGCAAUGCGUGUCAUUGAACAAAGCGUCUGUAAAUGUGGUGCCAAUUCUGAACAACUGCCAUUCACUCAGAUGGUCCACUACGUCUCAGCAUCAGCCCUGACAUCUCAAAAUAAUUUGGCCAUCCAAAAUCAUCAACAAUUGAGUUUUGGACAACUUUUACGAUCGGCUGGAAACAUGGGCGACAUUCGUGAUUGUCCCAACUCUUGUGGAGCAAAAAUAGGGAUCUGUCGAGCACUUCUCAACCGUCCAGAUGUGGUGUCUAUUGGUAUAGUCUGGGAUUCAGAACGUCCAGCAGCCGAACAGGUUCAUGCAGUUCUCAAAGCUGUUGGAACAUCUCUAAAACUCUGCGACGUCUUCCAUCAAGUUUCUGAUCAAAGAUGGGCUCAAACUGUAGAACACGAACUAGUUGGAGUAGUAUCGUAUUACGGGAAACAUUACACCACUUUCUUCUUCCAUACUAAAUUGAAAGUAUGGGUUUAUUUCGAUGAUGCCAACGUUAAAGAGGUUGGCCCAAACUGGGAAGGAGUAGUCGAAAAAUGCAGCCGUGGUCGAUAUCAACCAUUGCUCCUUUUGUAUGCAGUCCCGCAACCUCCAGCUGGUGGUGGUGUCCAAACGCAGCACAUUCAAGAAACUGUAACUGAAACAAUUCCUCCUGUCCGGCGUGCAGUGACUCCGAGCCCGGAAAAACCUCCAAUUGGAUCGACGAGAAGGGCCAUAACUCCCACUCCUAUUCGGGGUCCUUGCGAUUAUCAAAAUCUUAGUGUUAUUCAGAGUAAAAUAUUUCCAGCCAAUGGCGAUCAAGCGAACUAUAUUCGACGAAAAACUGUUGAGAAUAUCAUCAACGCUCAGUAUCAAAACCUGAGUACAAUCCAGGAUAAGAUCUUCUACAAUGGGGAGGGAAAUGAUGAGAAAGAUGGUGCUUUGAAUCGAAAAUCUGUAGAAAAUGGAAGCAACCCUCAGAUGGCGCGGAAACAACAGUUGACUUUGCACAGAAGUCUUAGUGCUGAGUCUGCAGCUAUGGGAUCGGGAAAUUCGUCACCUCCUAGCAGCGAUGGGAUUUCUAUUCCGGACCAUUUGAACCAACCUAGGAGGAGGGACUCCGGGAACUGGAGUGGGGAUCGCAAUAGCGCUAGCUCUGCAUCUUCAACCACUCUCGAUAACCCUUACCUAUACAUGGUUGGCAAACGUAACGGAGUUCCACAGAGCCCAACUAGAAAUGGGAGUCAUCCUUAUGAUCCAGGCUAUGAUUCCUUCUCGUUGUCAUCGACAGACUCUUACCCUCCAAAACAACAUAAUCAACAGCUCGCGAAAAUUCCAGAAUCUGUGGUGCUCACUGGAGAUUGUGAACGAUUAUGUCAAGAGGCUGAUCAACUUUUAGAGAAAUCCAGGAUGACUGAGGAAGUGCAUGAUCUGGAGACAGCUUUGGUUCUAUGCAAUGCCGCUGCAGGAAAAGCUCGCGCCGCAAUGGAUGCACCCUACAGCAAUCCGCAUACAAUGACGUUCGCACGAAUGAAACAUAAUACUUGCAUCAUGAGGGCAAGAAGCCUUCAUCGCAGAAUCCUGGUGGAGAAAGGAACUGAUGUGGAUCCAGGUUAUAUUUCUGAAAUACGGCACACUCGUGAAGGAAGUAACAGCAGCGUCAAGCACAAUCGACAGAACAGUAAGGAUAAAACGUUGGACAAACCUGUUACGAAAAAUAUUGAAAUAUACGCCACUCUUCCGAAAAAGAAGGGAAACCUUAAACCCAUGGAAGAUGACAAUAUCAUUGAGUAUGAAACUAAGCCAGAACGGGAGAGUCGCAGCAUUUUCAACAGAGGCAAACGGGAUGAUAAGGAAAAACGAAGCAGAAGUGAAGAUCGCAAUAAGAUUUCACGAGAGCUGACAGUCGCUGAACCUCUUCUGGCUAAUGCCAAGGAUACUUUGAAGAAACACAAAGAGGACAAGGAUGAGAAGAAAGAGAAGGAGAAAUCAGGGAAGAAGCAGCACAAGAUAAGACGGAAGCUGCUAAUGGGAGGACUUAUUCGUAGGAAAAAUCGUUCCAUGCCGGAUUUAACUGAAGGGAACGCAGCGGAGAAGCCUAAGGAGCAACCAGUCCCCGCGGUGUCAGUUGAUGACAGUGCAGUCGGGGUCGGUGACAUGAAAAAUAGCAUGAGCGGAUAUUUAUCUGAAGGACAUUUAGAGUACAGAGAAUCUAACACAAAUCCAAAUCUGGAGCGAAGCCGCUUAAUGAGAAAGAGCUUCCAUGGAAGCGGAAAGCAAUUGGCUGUUAUGGCAAAAGUGCCACCACCUCCUCCACUGCGCACCAGCUCAGCGCUCACGCAACAACACCUUCAACAGCAGCAGGAGGCUCUAUUUCCACAGCAACCAUUCCAUCAGGCUAACUUAUCUAAUAUUUCUACAAUGAGCUCAAACACCAGCAUAAGUGAGGAUUCGUGCCAAACCAUUAUCACGACCUGUGCUCAAGUCCACCAGGAGCAGAGUCCAGUGAAGCCUGAUCGCUUUGUUAACGUCAAUGGCCCUGGAAGCUUCAACGAUGGAGUUGAUGAAGUGGAUUCCAGAUAUGACUCUAAUUUGGAACUUCCACCGUACCCUAGCCCGCCUUCAUCAUGCAGCCAUUCACGGCAGGCAAGUGAAGAUUUUCCACCGCCACCGCCAUCAAUUGAUCUGGAACCUUUGAAUGAGCAAAUCAAUCAAAUCCAAGCAUUAGAAGCGAAUCGGUCGAAAAUGGCAAACAAUAUGGAAGGUACCACGAGUAUUUUAGCUCAGCUUCAACAACGGCAACAGUUUGCGAAAAUGCAACAAAAUCAACAGCAGCUGACAAGCUCAAAUGAGUCCUGGCUUAAGGAAUUGCAGAAUCGUCAAUUUGAUCUCAGAAAUAAAAAGCAAGAGGAUGCAAGCAAAGCAGUCGGGAAUGGAGGAAGUGUGCGGGAUAUCGCUAGUCGAUUCGAAAGCACCAAGCCUGUGGUUAGUCCUAUCCAGCAAGCGUAUAUCUCACAGGACACCCUGAGUAAACCACAAAUCCGCACUACAAUGAGUGGACUUCCAAGUGCAGCUUCUCAGAAAUCCCAGCCACAAGAUGUCGAUGAAGUGGAUUGUCCCAUUCGGAAAUAUCCACAACAACCGCAACUUCCUUGCCAACAACAAGCGCAGGUCCUGGGCAAACCCCGAUAUGAUAUCGCCGAGAGUCAAAUAGCAGAAGAAUUGCGAGAAGUUGAAAUGCUUAAUGCAGUUGUUCAGCAAACUUUGAAUAAUUCCAAUGGGAAACGUACGAAAAAGAAAAGUGUUUCGUUCUGCGAUCAAGUGAUUCUUGUGGCAACAGCGGAUGAGGAAGAAGACGAUGGUUUCAUUCCUAAUCCAAUUCUGGAACGAGUCCUUCGAACAGCAGCUGUUGGUGAAGGUGACCGUAAAAUCAGUGCACCUCAGUUCACACAACAGCAACAGCAGAACGUUUUACGGUUACAGAGUGAAGCGACUCCCAGAAAUACAGGACCUCAGAAUCCUUUAGCACAGGCUCAGCUCCCGCAAAAUCCUCUGGCGCAGAAUCCGCUUGCUCAGAGCUCAAUGCCGCAGAACCCAUUGGCGCAGAAACAACCUCUCGCUGCUGAAAUGCAACGAUAUCUCCAAUACAGGCAACAACAGCAACAACAACAGCAACAGCAGCAACAAAUCAACUAUCAGCAAUACUCUCAGCAAUCACCCUCUUCUCAACCUCAACAGCAAUAUCAGGACUUCGGACCUCAGUAUCCAAACCAAAUUCGUUCACAGAUCUACACACCCGUGCAGGACAUUUUUAAAGUACAAAAUGUGCCAGGAGCAUCGAAUAGUGGAGUCACAACUGGUGGCGGAAUGAACAGUACUAACAACGCUAACAACCAUGUUUCUAAUCUGCAUCAACAGCAAUAUCCGCCACCAAGAACAAGCAUGAAUGGGCUCGCAGGUGUUGCGAAUGGCCAACAUCUGCAGAUGAAUCAUCAGCAACAACAGGAGAAUGGAUUGGUUGGACAGCAACAUCAACAGCAGGUUCCGAUGCAGGCACAAACCUAUUACACGGCCAACCGGGCGCAAAUGCCACUUUCCAAUCAGAGCUACUUGGUGUCGAGGCAAAUGGUCCAGAAGCAUCAACAACUGCAGCAGCAGAACCAGCAGCAGAAUAUGUUCCCAAUGCCAAAUGGGUACAACAUCCAGAACGGGUAUCCAUAUCCAGGUGAGGACAAAGCAGCAACCCUGCCCACGUCGUCACCAUAUCAACGGGUUCCCAUGCCUCAUGGCUUCAGCAACACUCUGGAUCAGGCACCUAAAGCCCAACAACCCCAAUACAACUCGUCGCCAUAUUACCCACCCCCCAUGAAAGCUCCCGGACAAAAGAAAGUGAGCUUCGAGCCCGGUACAAAAGGGGAUAGCCAGUGCUCUACACCGACCCCGCUGCAGCAACCAAACGACAAACUGGACCCUAAUGGCACGAUAAACGUAACAGCGAUCCCCACCCGCGUCUACAACAACGCCAUUGUUAAGGCUUCUGCCAAAGCUGUCGAGUGCAAUCUAUGCCGGAAAAGGCAUGUUAUAGCCCCCGCCAUCUACUGCACCAACUGCGAGUACUAUCUCUCGAUGUUGAACAAUCGGAGAUAGCUUGGCUAGGGAGGCUUCCUCCUGAACAUUGAUCCAUGAUUUGCCGUGAAGGAGCGCAAGGUUGCAGGAUGACCCUCGCGCGGACCUCGACAGCAAAUCGUCUCUUCAAAUAAGGUGCCAAAACUGUAUAUUAUUCAGACAAUCUUCUCAAUUCCCUCCAUUGGUUGUCCAUCGCGGUAGAUGGACAACCCCCAGACAAUAAUAUGCUAGCGACUAUGUUCAAAUCGAUUUUCAUCCCUAAGACACUAUCCUAGACAGUAGAAAUUAGGUUAGACCUACGGUAAGUAUUCUCAUCUAUUCUUCCACGGAUCUGCUGAGUAUCCGAAGCUACAUUUUGUUGUAUUUUAUUCUUAAACAAACUAAAAAUAUUGUGAUAUUUACAAUAUUCAAAAUAAUGCAGUUUAUAUUGCAGCCUUUCAUGCAUUUUCUACUCCUCCUACUUUUUAUUGUUUUUUUUACGUAGGUUAAGUCUGAACGUUCUCCACGAAUGUCCAUACAAAUAUUAUUUUUCCGAUAUUUUCAGAGAUUCGGACUUUAUAAUGUUUUUCCAGAAAAAAAGAUAAACAUGAAUAGCAUCAAAAAAUAAAACAGAUGACAUAUCGUACUUUUAACAGAAUACAAAAUAAAGAUUACUUUUUCAUUUCAGAUAAAAAAAAAA
This is a messenger RNA of Hermetia illucens (black soldier fly), 6672 nucleotides long. RefSeq lists its product as uncharacterized. The transcript has 8 exons. Gene Ontology annotation, molecular function: cysteine-type deubiquitinase activity. Bases 906 to 6014 code for a protein of 1702 amino acids. Gene Ontology annotation, biological process: protein deubiquitination. Lineage: Eukaryota; Metazoa; Arthropoda; Insecta; Diptera; Stratiomyidae. The record is from RefSeq and is a predicted model, not a curated record.